AUGCUCCGAACCAUUAACCUCAGAAUACAUACCACUCAAUCAAAACAAAGUAGUUACUUGACUACUUCGUUGAUUGGGUGAUCGAUGAUUCGCAAUCCGUAAUCCGAAUCCGAUCCGCAUUACGUAGUGCGUGCGUGUGACACGGGCUUAUUAGUUAUUGUAUUAGCCAAUGUUUUGGAAGCUGCAAAAAUAAUUAACCUAUUAAUCUUCAUAACCUGGGAAUUCAAAACAUUUAAAUAACCUUAUAAAAAAAAUAAAAUAAACAUUUAUAUACAAUCUCUCAACAGAAUUAUUAUUAAAACUCUUUUCUAAAAACACGAAAGUGUAGGACAUGAAAGUUGUAAAAGGAAAUUGGAAUACUCUUUUGAGCAAUUACGAGGUUCUAGAUAUUUUGCGAAAUACAAAAUCCCAUAAAAAACAGAAGCCGAAUCAAUUGGCGACCAUUACUUAUCAGACAAUCAAAUAUUUGGAAAGCAUGCCAUGCAAGACGCAGAACCCAGAGAAAAUCAAGGAGUUUUUAAAAGCAAUGGAGCCUUUCAAAUUGACUAAAGCUGAAAAGCUUGCUCUUCUCAACCUCUGCCCUACUCGACCAAUCGAAAUACAAUUGUUGAUUGAAGAAAGCGAGGAACGUCUAUCGGAGGAAGAGUUGGAAACUGUGCUGCAAAUAGUCGCAAAUGUGCGAGGUGAUUACGAAUAUAAAGAAGAAGAAACUUAAUCUAGAUCUUAACAUAACUUAUUUAAAUAUAUUUUAUAUGUACAUUUUAUUUUAUAAUAAAACAUGUGACUGGAAAUAGUAUAUUAAA
Molecule: messenger RNA, 803 nt
Organism: Formica exsecta
Lineage: Eukaryota; Metazoa; Arthropoda; Insecta; Hymenoptera; Formicidae
Gene: crcp
Product: DNA-directed RNA polymerase III subunit RPC9
Exons: 3
Coding region: 332-715 (127 amino acids)
Biological process (GO): transcription initiation at RNA polymerase III promoter
Cellular component (GO): RNA polymerase III complex
Molecular function (GO): nucleotide binding
Source: RefSeq, a predicted model, not a curated record